Molecule: messenger RNA, 1782 nt
Organism: Hansenula anomala
Lineage: Eukaryota; Fungi; Ascomycota; Saccharomycetes; Phaffomycetales; Wickerhamomycetaceae
Gene: SWI4
Product: SBF complex DNA-binding subunit SWI4
Exons: 2
Cellular component (GO): SBF transcription complex; MBF transcription complex
Molecular function (GO): DNA binding; transcription regulator activity; protein binding
Source: RefSeq, a predicted model, not a curated record
AUUGAUGUCUAUGAGUGCUUCAUUGAAGAAGUGCCGGUUAUGAGAAGAUGUACCGAUAACUGGGUUAAUGCCACUCAAAUAUUGAAAGCAGCUAAGUUUCCAAAGGCUCAUAGAACAAGAAUUUUAGAAAAAGAAGUGCAAAAGGGCGUCCAUGAAAAGAUUCAAGGUGGUUAUGGUCGUUUUCAAGGGACAUGGAUUCCACUAGAAGUUGCGCGUCCUUUGGCUCACAAGUACAAUAUUACUGAUCAAAUGGCACCAAUUCUGUCUUAUGUCCCAGAUCCAAAUAACCCACUAAAGAGAAGAGCUAAACCUGUGAAAGCUACUCCAAUGCCAAGUGUGAAUACUGGAUACCCUCAACAAAACAUACCGCAUCAACCUGUGAUCCAACAACCACAAUUCUAUCCUCAGCAACAGCAACAACAAGGAUUUCAACAACAUAGAUCUAAUGGAUCAGCUGGACAACAUGAAAAUUGGUCUCAAGAUGAUGGAUCAUUAUCAACUCAAAUGGAUGAAGUCAUGAGAGAUUCAGACACUUCAAUUUCUUCAGGUCAUUCAUCUCCUAAUGAUACCACCAGUGAAAUGAAGAACCAUAAAGCAAUUUACACGGAAAGUUUGAUUGAUUUCUUUAGUAACGAAUCAGAUGAAGUUCCUCAAGUUUUGCAUCAUCCACCUAGUGAUUUUGAUUUCAAUGAACCAAUUGACGAAGAAGGUCAUACUCCAUUACACUGGGCAAGUGCUAUGGCUAAUGUUCCAUUAAUUGAAUUACUAUUAAAACAUGGUUCUGAUCCUUUAACUCCAAAUGUAUCUGGCUUGAAUUGUGUUUCUCGUUCCAUUUUUUUCAACAAUUCUUUCCAAAAAAAUAAUUUUAACAAGUUGGUUGAUUUGAUGAAGAAUUGUUUAUAUACACCUGAUAAAAGUGGACGUACACCAAUGCAUUAUAUUUGUGAAUCAAUAAAGACAAAAUAUGAUACUUCAAAAUAUUAUAUGGAAAUAAUAUUGAAUAAAUUAGCACAAGGGAAUGAAAAUUUGUUGAGAAUUGUGGUGAAUCAUCAUGAUAUCAAAGGUAAUACAGCUUUAGAACUAGCUCAAUUCUCUGGUAAUUUGGAAUUGGUGAAUCUGCUCAAGAGAUUUGGUGCGAAAGAAACGGAACCAAGUGAGAAGAAAAAAACUAUAACAAGUCCAAUUAAAGAGGAAUCUGCUGAAAUCCCACCUAUUCCAAGCUUACCAUUACAGGAAGUGGGACCAAUUUUCACCUCUAUGUUGAGUUCAUUAGCUGAUGCUUAUGAUUAUGAGCUGAAAAAUAAAGAAGAAGAAAGUGAACAUACAAAGACAGUUUUGGAAGAUUUGGAAUUAGAUAUCAGAACAACCGAUGAACAAAAUAGAAUUGUGCUGGAUCAGAUUGAUAAUGGGUCAUCAUUAAAUGAAUUGUUACAAAAUAUUAGCAACUUGGAAAAAGACUCAGAACGUAAGACUCAACAUUUGAAUAAAGUUAUAGAGAGAAGUCAAGCUUUAAGUUUAGCAAAAUUGGUUCAUAAAGAGGAAUCAUCCAUUAAUUUGAUCAAUGAUAAUGCCAAUGAGUUUGAGCUGGCUCUUGAGCUAACAAGGCUACAGUUCAACAGAAGAAAGAUAGUUGAAAACAUUUUGACAGAGUUGACAGAACAAAGUAUCAACAAAAAAAUGAACAAUUAUAGAAGAUUGAUUUCAAUCUCUUGCGAUUUGAAAUUUGAGAACAUUGAUGAAUUGGUUGAUGAGAUAGAAGCUGACCUAUCUUCCACGGCGUAA